This is a messenger RNA of Dipodomys spectabilis (banner-tailed kangaroo rat), 1289 nucleotides long. It is a transcript of the gene Ptn, whose product is annotated as pleiotrophin. Gene Ontology annotation, molecular function: growth factor activity. The transcript has 6 exons. Lineage: Eukaryota; Metazoa; Chordata; Mammalia; Rodentia; Heteromyidae. The coding region runs from base 85 to 591 and encodes 168 amino acids. The record is from RefSeq and is a predicted model, not a curated record.
CCUUGGCAGCCCGAGCGCCCCGAGAGGACCUCCGCAACUCCACAAAGGUUUGCAAAGCAGCCCCGUACCUCCUGUUCUGUCAGGAUGCAGUUCCAACAACACCAGCAGCAGCGUCGAAAAUUUGCAGCCGCCUUCUUGGCAUUCAUUUUCAUCUUGGCAGCUGUGGACACUGCGGACGCAGGGAAGAAAGAGAAGCCAGAGAAAAAAGCAAAGAAGUCUGAUUGUGGAGAAUGGCAGUGGAGUGUGUGUGUACCCACCAGUGGGGAUUGUGGGCUGGGUACCCGGGAGGGUACCCGGACUGGAGCUGAGUGCAAACAAACCAUGAAGACCCAGAGAUGUAAGAUACCUUGCAACUGGAAAAAGCAGUUUGGAGCUGAGUGCAAAUACCAGUUCCAGGCCUGGGGAGAAUGUGAUCUGAACACGGCCCUGAAGACCAGGACUGGAAACCUGAAGCGAGCCCUCCACAACGCCGACUGCCAGAAGACAGUUACCAUCUCCAAGCCCUGUGGCAAACUGACCAAGCCCAAACCUCAAGCAGAAUCUAAGAAGAAGAAAAAGGAAGGCAAGAAACAGGAGAAGAUGAUGGAUUGAGAGGGCCACCUUCAGCGGACCACAGAACAAGAUCUGUUAACCAUUGCAUUUAUACCUACUGUAGGCUUUUUAUUUGAAACUAUCUCUAGCUUAAGUACACAAUAGGUAAAAACAAAGAGGAAAGAAAACUUUGUAGUAGUGUUUUUAAAAUGUAUACCAUAGUAGCACUAGGGGCUUAUUCUAAGGGACGGUAAUACUAUUUAGGAAGUUGACUUCUAGUACAUGAAUACAUGAUAGACAAUGAGGUAAGUUUUUGAAGCUAUAUGAUAUUUCACAUUUACAUUUUUUUUACAUUUUUUUUCUUUUGACAACAAUUUAAAUGUUACGACCAUGUAAACUACUUCUCAUUAGAUUUUUUUUUCCCCCACCUAGACUUUUUUUUCCCCACUUGCGAAAAAAAAAUAUAGGCUAAACACAAUAGCAAUACAAUGUAAUCACUCUACGUGAGGAAAUGAUUUGUGUUUCUGCCCGUGGAUUUUAAACAAAUGAGUCAGCAAAAUGUAGGAGGACAGGGGAGCAGAGCCAUGACCUAGUACAAUGUCAACGCCAUUGCUUUUGCUUUUGUUUUUCAAGCAAACCAUUAAAGCAGGAAAUUAUUUCACUUUGGCAGAAACGUUUGCUUUCUUGAUGAAAUUUUUUUUUCCAUCUGAGGAAAAAAGUGCUAGGAAAAUAAAUCAAUGUGAUGCUGAAUAAAAGGU